CCGAAUAGCAGAUGGCUGCGGCCACCGGAGAGCACCCCCUCGCUCCGUCCGUGGCCGAGCCAGGCGGCGGGGGAGGCGCGGGGGGGGGCUGCCGGGCCCCGCCCCUUCCUGUGGAAUUUCCCCGCGGGGACGGGAGCCAUAAAAGCGGCGGCGAGCGGAGCGGCCAGACCCGCGGAGGCAGCAGCAGCAGCAGCAGCCAUCGGCAGACCGAGCGGCAGCGGCGUGGCCCGCGGCGACACGAGAGGAGCCGGCGGCUUUCCCGUUUCAGCCGUGCCAAGAUGUGGAUGGUGCUGCCCCCCUCAGGUAUAUUUCAGUACAUCAAGAAGCUCUUCCUGACUGAGCAAGCGGGCCGGGCUCAGGUGGUGGACUUCCUGCGUAAGAAUGUGGCUAAUUCCAUCUCCAUGGCGAACCUUGUCACGGGCCUCUUCUCCAUCUUGUGCACCCUCAACGGGCUGCACCAUUCCGCAUGCUGGCUGGUGCUGAUCGGGUUCCUGCUGGACCUGGCCGAUGGAGCCGUCGCCAGGCAGCUGAACGCCUGCUCCGCCUUGGGAGCUAAACUGGACGACUUUGCAGACUUCACCACCUUCGGCCUGGCUACGGCCCUGCUCUUGCAGGCCCACGGGAUCCUGGACGGGGUGCUGGCCAUCGUGUACGUGCUGGCCGUGUUCACACGCCUGUGCUUCUUCUCCAGUGGGAUCCCCUUCACGUACCGGGGCCUGCCUUGCCCGUACGGCUCCUCGGUGCUGGCUUCCACCUACCUCCUAACCGGGGGCAACCUCCUGGUGAUAAGGAUUGUUGCCAUGGUGAUGAUUCUCUUCAUGGUGGAUCGGGGCUGCUACCCUCACGACAAAGUCCUGGAGUCCCAGGCUUGGAAGAAGGUGGUGUACGUGGGAGGGGUCGUGGUGAUUUUCUUCGCUGCCUUCCCCACAGCCUCGCUGUAUUAUCUCCUUUGGGCCAUUUCAUACAUCUGUUUCCCCACUGCCUUGUGGAGCCACAAAGCGUGAGGCUGGCCGACGCACUGCACAGGUGACGUUGGCUUCGUGCGCAGCUGCGGUGAAAUGUCCGAGGCAGCCCUGCCCUUCCGACCGAGCGAUCCAGUGUUAACAUCCAUGAGUUGCCUAAACCUUACUAAAGCUUUCACCGUCCUGACUUGAACAAAAUGGCUUUGGGGUGUCUCCAUCACAUCCUCUCGCGCUGUGUCCUCCACGCAGGAGGGCUGUCUGGGGAGCGCAGCGGCCGCUGGCUGCCAGGUGAACAGAAAGCAUCACCCUCCGAGCCUCAUCUUCGGCGUAGAUGUGAAUGUACAGAUUCUUGAUAAACAAAGAACACUCUAGAGACUUAAGAGAAAGUCAUUUUUAGAUUUUUAAAAAAUCCUCGGUGUAACAUGUUGAUGGCUUCUGGGAGCUUCCUUCUGCUCCGUGCUCUGCACUACCUGGCAGGAAUGCUCUUCUGUCCCAGAGAAGGAGACCCCGCACUCCCUGCCCACGGGCAGCCACCUUUGCCUGGGAAACCUUGGGGAGGGGGAGGGGGCAGCGCUUAAAGGGAGCGUGCAGGCAUCUUGGGUUUGUUCAGAUGUGCAACACAACUCAGAGCACCUCUCAGGAGUUAAUUCUUACUGUUUUGGGACCAAAACAGGGUCUGUGGUGAAGGAGGAACCACUUUGGCUCUCAAGGCCAAAGUCCACCUCCCUCCUGUGGCUUUUUUGGCCUUCUUUGAUCUCUCCAGGUUGCCCAACUCAGACUAUCCCAUCCCAAAUGCAGACCCAUUGAAACUACAGAGACUUAACCUUUCAUGCCUCUUCAAAGAUUCCAGACAAUGUCCAGUUUUACUUGGAGGAUCACCAGCCAAGCGAUAGCUAAGAACCUUCAUCCUGGCCAGUUUCCAACCUCUGCAGAGAUGCUUGUGGGCAUCUGAGCAGAUGCUCUGGGAGGUGGACUUGAAGCCAGCUCAGAGAUUUCUCAGUUAUUCAGCAUCAAGACGCUGAUCCAGCCGAGUCCACCAAUCCCACAGAAACCAGUCAGAGGGGCUGUGACAACACAGAACCGCCUUUUAGGGAAUGUCCAACGGUCCUGCGGGUCUGAAAAAAGCUCUGGCUGGACCUUUUACCGCCACACAGCUCUCUCGUUUCUUUGCAUUCAGUUUCCAGGCUCUGGCACAUAAAUUACUUCUGUAUUAAAUAGCCCUGUAUGAUAUGUCUGCCAUCAGGACAGAGCAUAGCAUUUCCCUCACCCCUUAAAGGAGACAAAAGGCCAUUGAGCUGCUUUCCUUAUCAAGAAUGCCAGUCCCUGCACAGAAACACCUGGAGGGCCUCUGAAAGCUCAGUCCCCGCCCCACCCCGCUCCUGACAAAGGUCAGUGGGUUGCACCCCAGAAGAUGACUCUCUUUUUGCUUACCUAAAAACUUGCUAGGCUCCUGAGUGCUUUGGCCUCUCCUUUGAGGCAAAGCCCUGAUUACUUAUUUGCAUGAAGCCAGCAAGUGGAUUUGCUGCUGUCCAAACAGAACAAAAACUCCCCGUGUGGGGGAGCACUGGGCUAUUUAUUUUUUACUGAACAACGUAGCGAGAUGUUCCUAAAAAAAUUAAUCUUCUUCCUACAAUUGUUUUUAAUAUGAGAGUGGGGAAAUGUCUGGAAGAUUUAUUGGGUUUCUUUGGAAAACUGUACUUGAAACAGGCAACCUUGUGUUUUGGGAAAUAAAAUGUGGAGACAGAGA
Messenger RNA from Sphaerodactylus townsendi, 2709 nucleotides. It is a transcript of the gene TMEM269, whose product is annotated as transmembrane protein 269. Lineage: Eukaryota; Metazoa; Chordata; Lepidosauria; Squamata; Sphaerodactylidae. The coding region runs from base 12 to 1004 and encodes 330 amino acids. Gene Ontology annotation, molecular function: phosphotransferase activity, for other substituted phosphate groups. The transcript has 8 exons. The record is from RefSeq and is a predicted model, not a curated record. Gene Ontology annotation, cellular component: membrane. Gene Ontology annotation, biological process: phospholipid biosynthetic process.